Chaetomium globosum CBS 148.51 is the source of this 1137-nucleotide messenger RNA. RefSeq lists its product as uncharacterized. The coding region runs from base 1 to 1137 and encodes 378 amino acids. Lineage: Eukaryota; Fungi; Ascomycota; Sordariomycetes; Sordariales; Chaetomiaceae. The transcript is spliced from 3 exons. The record is from RefSeq and is a predicted model, not a curated record.
AUGUCGCUCGGGGUCCCCCAAGGCUCACCCCUUUCCCCCGUUCUCUUCAUCCUCUACAUUUCCUCAUUAUACAAGCAGCUAAAAGACGAGCACCCUCACUUGGAUAUAACAGGGUUUGCGGAUGACACCAACCUCCUAGCAUUUGGUCGAAACCCCGAGGCCAAUGUCCGGCAACUAGAGGCGGCGUGGGAAACAAGGGUCUGCCAGAUUCCUGGGAGUCUGGUUGGACUGGAAACUCAACUGGAAGGCUCACCUGGUGGUGGUGGAGAAGAAGCUGAGGACCCAGAGCUAUGCCCUGUCGAGAAUCGUGGCAAAGACGUGAGGAAUGGGGCUAGCCAAAGCGCGAGAAGUGUACACAAAGUGCAUCCGGUCGGCGCUGGCCUAUGGCGCAUCAUCGUUUCACAUCCCCACGGAUGUGGGAGCCGAGCCGAUUUCGAAAACCGACUCCAACGACCCGAUCUGGACGACGGUCAAGGCGGCAAGAAGACGGCGGCGAGCGUUGUCCUCACCGCCUGCCGCAAGAUACAGCAGAGACUUAGCUCGAGGAGGGGCAACAGGGGCCGACCGCGAACCUUGGGACCUCAAGGGCCUACGGCGGUGGAGAGAGCCGCGGGCACGGUAAUGCGCUGGACGGGGGGAACCGUUGAUACGAACAGGGUAGUAGAAGAGGCUUGGAAAGCGAGGUGGUUAAAGGAACGGGACGGCAGGGUAAUCACAAGGCCGGCGGACGACUUUGACCAUCAGCAGGAGACGCUAUUCCGGAACGAAACCCUAAGGAGGCACGACGGUCUCAGCAAGGCGAGGAGCUCACUGCUGAUUCAAAUCCGGACGGGAGCAAUAGGCUUACGGGACUUCUUGUUUACACGGGGAGUCCCGGAGGUUCUGACUCCUGCCUGCGAGUGUGGCGAGGGACGAGAGACUGCCGAACACCUGGUAGUGUGGUGUUUGGCCCCACCGUUGACUAGAAGAUGGGAGAGAACUGGAAUUCGGACACGACGGGACCUUUACUCUGUUCUACACGGCAUCAAUCCCACGACUGCACGGCUGGCGAGGAGAGUUCUCGACUGGCUGAUGGACUCGGGGAAGCUGCCGAUGUACAACUUAGCCAGGAGGCUUGAGCUGGAAGCGGCGGCCUGA